Messenger RNA from Cryptococcus wingfieldii CBS 7118, 321 nucleotides. RefSeq lists its product as hypothetical. The transcript has 2 exons. The record is from RefSeq and is a predicted model, not a curated record. The coding region runs from base 1 to 321 and encodes 106 amino acids. NCBI's taxonomy places the organism in Eukaryota, Fungi, Basidiomycota, Tremellomycetes, Tremellales, Cryptococcaceae.
AUGGAAGGCGGGGGUGAAUACCAUGACGAGGAGAAGGAGAAAGCGGCAAAGAGAUUGGAGGCUAUGGUGGCUAUCUUGAUGGCCAGGUCAGAGGUCGAAGUUGUCGCCAGAAAGGAGAUGAUCAAGAAGCGAGACAAGUCGGAAAAGACUCUUGAUAAGAUGAUAGAGGAGCUCGUGCUGCAGGAAAAGAAACAGCGCGAAGAGCAAGAGGCAUUGUCACAGAGAGCAAACCCAUUCCACCACUUUCGAGAACAUUCUUUCGCCACCAGGUUCGCCGAUGUAGUUGACUCUAGAGGAUUCGACGGAGGAUACGAUGAGUAA